This is a messenger RNA of Brassica oleracea var. oleracea, 867 nucleotides long. Its product is annotated as zinc finger protein ZAT9-like. The transcript has a single exon. The coding region runs from base 98 to 682 and encodes 194 amino acids. The record is from RefSeq and is a predicted model, not a curated record. NCBI's taxonomy places the organism in Eukaryota, Viridiplantae, Streptophyta, Magnoliopsida, Brassicales, Brassicaceae. Gene Ontology annotation, biological process: regulation of DNA-templated transcription.
CCAAAAGAGUAGAAUGCUUGUUACCUACUCUCUCUCUCUCUCUCUAAAGGACAGAGAAACAUAAAGUCUUUAGUUCUGUUCUUGUUUCAUUUGGAAAAUGCAGAAGCACAAAUGCAAGCUCUGUUCCAAGAGUUUCUGUAAUGGCAGAGCACUUGGAGGUCACAUGAAGUCCCACUUGGUCUCAUCACACACGCCAACUCGGAAGAAACUCAGCGACUCGGUGUAUUCGUCUUCGUCUUCUUCAGAAGGUAAAACUCUGGUCUACGGGUUGCGAGAGAACCCGAGGAAAAGUUUCCGGGUCUUCAGUCAAGAUCCUGAGUCAUCCAUCGUUUACAACAGCGACACCGAACCUGAAUCCGUAGACCCGGUUCGUAAACGGAGCAGGACAGCGGUUUCCAAGAACAAGAAGAAGAAGAAAAGGAGUAAGAAGAUGACGAGUCAUAUUAGCUCUCCCGAACCUGCGAGUUCUGUCUCCGAUGGUUCUCAGGAACAUGAUUUAGCCAUGUGUUUGAUGAUGCUCUCGAGAGACUCAAGGAAGAUUGUGCUGAAGAAACCAGUUUUUGCAGUUGAAGAAACGAAGCCGGAAAAGAGACAAUUCCCGGAGCUCCGCCGCUGUGUGAUAGAUCUGAAUCUUCCUCCGCCGCAAGAAAACGAUGUUACCACCGUAGUUUCGGUCAUGUAAAACAGAUGAGGGUUUCAGAUAUUAUUGGAUACAGUAAAAAAAUCAAAACAUCAUGUUGAUUUGUGGUUUCUUCAGGAUCAUUGAUCUUUAAACUAGUAAACCAUUUAUUAGUUUGGAAUCUUCGUAUAUCUCUAUCAAACAAUGUAAGACAAGAGAUAAAACAAGCAACAAGUACUACUUCAAGA